Molecule: messenger RNA, 828 nt
Organism: Syzygium oleosum
Lineage: Eukaryota; Viridiplantae; Streptophyta; Magnoliopsida; Myrtales; Myrtaceae
Product: CLAVATA3/ESR (CLE)-related protein 12
Exons: 1
Coding region: 179-541 (120 amino acids)
Source: RefSeq, a predicted model, not a curated record
AGCACACAUCAAUUCGAUUUAACCUCCUCACAUCAUCUUCCAUCAAAUUACCCUCCCUCCCUCCCUCUCUCUCUCUCUCUCUCUCUCUCUUCAAUAGCUGUUCCCUGCCUUUUUCCUCCUCCAUGCUUUCUCUCACCGCCCAUUUCAUCCUCCUCCUCCUCCUCCACCCUCCACCACCAUGAACCCAAAGCUUCCUCAUGGCCUAUUCACCAUGCUCUGGCUAUCCCUCCUCCUGCUGUUGCUUCUCGAGUUCUACAAGUCCAGGUCUCAUCUCGGCAAUAUACACCACGUCGUUGGUCUCGGUAUCGGCACCAGGACCGGAUCAUCCUCAUCCUCCACCUCUCAUCGCCGCAGUUCCGUCAGCAGAAAGGUCUUGGCCAGCAAGUUCGACUUCACCCCGUUCCGGAAACCCCGCGGGAAGAGCCCCCGCGGCCACUCCCCGCACCUGCCGGAUCCGCCCGACGACGGCCGUAAGGUGGACCCCCGCUAUGGCGUGGAGAAGCGGCUGGUCCCGACCGGGCCGAACCCGCUACACCACUGAUUUGAUGCAUAUUCAAUACCCAGUGGCAGUUUUUGCGUUGCUGUAAUCUGCAUGGAAAUCACAUCUCUCUGAAACCAUCCACGACGAUUUGUACCGUCCACCCGGGGUUCCAGAGGACACGAUCUUUCGUCAGCUCCGCCCUGUACAUGCAUUGAGUUGUCACUACUGUGUUAUGAGAAAGAAGAACAUAAUCUUGGGUUUAGUUCAAACUACAAUAAUCUUUUUCCUUUUCUUUUCUUUUUUCUUUUGAUUGUGAUGAUGAACAUCUGGUGCUUGUUUGAUCAGAA